AGCUUCAUCAGUUCAUCUUCAUGUUCACUGCAAGAAAACUGAACAAAGCCUCUCUUUCACGCUCGCUCACUCCCACUUCCUGAAGUCUCAUCUUUAAAGCAAAGAACCAAUUCUUGUACAAAUUUUUUCACUCCUUGAUUCAUUCCAAAGAAACCCAUUUAAGCAUUCUCCCUGUACUUCUCUCCCUUCCUUCUCUUCAGGGUCCUGUCUUACUUCAAAGUGAUGAUUCAUUUCUAAAGCUUAUGAUAAUUGCUGAUAUAAUGAGGUUCUUUUUACAGAUUUUGUGACCCUUUGUGAUGUUCUUUUGUGGGUUUUGUUGAUAAUUUACAGAUGAAUUAGGAUAUGAUUACAAGACAAAUAAUCAAAAAUAUGGCUGGGGAUAUUCAAGAACCAUUUAGGCUUAGUUUUCAGGCGGAUUCUUUACACUCUGGCUCCAUUUCAUUUGGAAGAUUUGAAACAGAAGCUUUAUGUUGGGAGCGGAGGUCAUCCUUCUCGCAUAAUCGUUAUCUUGCAGAGGUUGAGAAAUGCUCAAAACCUGGUUCGGUUACUGAGAAGAAGGCAUAUUUUGAGGCCCACUUUAGGAGGAAGGCACUUUUGAGCCAGAACCUAUCAGAAUGUCAGAGUGGGAUUGACUGUCAAAAUAGUGGAAGUGAAAAAUUGCACAACUUGGGUUGUGAAGAGGACAUUGAGAAUCUUAAUGAGCAUAGCACUGUGACAAGCUAUGAUGACAGUCAUGAUCAUUCAUUCGACAGUCAAGGUCAUUCAUUCGAUGAAAGAGAGCUUGAACUGAGAAAAUAUGAAUUAGAUUAUUCUGCGUCUUCAUACUCUAAGCCUGAGAGUGAACAUGAUAAUAAUGCCAAUUUCGAGGAACUUCAUGCUCUUAGUCAUGGUCACUCAGUACUUGAAAGUGAUGUUGAAGCAGCAGAACAUGAAUUGGACCAUUCUGGAACUUCACAUUCUAAGCCUGAAGCUGGUCACACCUCUGAUAAUUCCAAUGUUGAGGAUGUUGUUUGUGAACAUGACAAAAUAGAAGAAACAUGUCAGUCUGGAGGCAGAAAUUCACCUCUGAGAACUUGUGAACCAGAAACUCAUGUAAAACAGAACCACAGUGGUGAUAGUGAAGCAACAAGUUCAGAUAUGUCAUCUAAAACUGGAACUUGGUUGCCCGGGAGUCCCACGGCUGAGCAAGAAGUUUGUUCAAGACACGAAGUAGGUUGUCGUUCCAAGGCAAAGCUUGGGUCAUCACAAACUAAACUUGCAAAGUCCAAAUUGACAACGUCUCAGCUCAGUGUUGUUCAGGCCAAGAAAAGCAUGUCAAGUGAAGCUUCUAAGUGCUUUACAAAGAGGCCUUCUAAGAGUGAUACUAAUGCUUCAGUAAGAUCCAGAAAGGAAAAGCAAUUAUGUGAUUCUGCAGCUUCAGCAAUGUAUUCUGCUCCCAAAGCAUCAACCUGUGAGGUUUCUCAGAGUUUUAAGACAAAACUACCUGAAAACAAAAGCCAAAGCAAUGCAAAAGAAUCAACAACAAAAAAGGCUGUCAGUUCUCGGCCUUCUACAGCAGACAAGCUUGCCCCUAGAUUAAGUUCUCGGCCUUCUACAGCAGACAAGAUUGCCCCUAUAAUAAGUUCUCGGCCUUCUACAGCAGACAAGGCUGCCCCUAGAACACACCACAAUGCAAGCAGGCCAAUGCGAUCUGUUAAUUCAUCCAAGCAAUUUAUCAAAUCAAGUGCUUCUGCUUUCAGCUUCAAAAGUGAUGAACGUGCUGAGAAGAGGAAAGAGUUUAAUAACAAGUUGGAGGAGAAAAUGCAUGCUAAGGAGACUGAAAUGCUGGAAGUUAGAGCUAAAAAGCAGUUUAUGUUAUUCCAGGAAAAGACUGAAGCAGACAUUAAGCAGUUGCGCAGAAGCCUAAACUUUAAAGCAACACCAAUGCCUUCAUUUUAUACUGAAGCUGGACGAUGGUCGGAUAAAAACAAGGUUUUAGCUAAUAAUGGAAAAUCAAGUAAAGUCCAAAAUAGGCCUUCAAGCACUGCAAUUGGAGCUACUGCAGCGUCACGAUCAUGUUCAAAUCGGGGAAGCGGCCAAGCAUGUUUUACUACUGAAUCUGCAAAAGCAGUGAACUCACCACCACUAUCUGGAGCUGCCCGUUAUCAUUCAGCAGUCCGUUCUGAGAGAAAUAUACGUUUCUCAGAUCUUGCAGCUAGUAAUUGCCAUCCUACUGCAUCUGCAAUAGGGCUUGCAGGGAAGGAAGACCAGGAAAAGGUCAAGCAUACAAGUUUACAGAAAGAAAGAGCAUCAGAAGCUAACAAGCUGAAUAAAGGCCAGAAAGUCGAGGGGAAACAUAAGGUGGGAUUUGAGAGAAGGACGAAGGGUGUGAUAAAAAAGGGCAUUAAAGCUGUUGACCUAUGCAACAGCUCAAGAAUAAAUAACCUAGCUGUUGGCGUUGCUUCCUAAAUCGCUGAGGUUCUUAUUUCCAUCCAUUUCUGUAGCCAUCUGGAGACUUUAUACCUCUCUGUUCAAUGUUUCCAUGCCUUCCAGUUCUGAGUACUGCAGUUGGCAAAAUGAACUUUUCUUGGAUAGAACAGUCGAACAUAAUCUGCUGAAGCAGAUACCAUGGUUGUGACUGCAACACCAACAAGAUGAACUCUGAAGCGUAAAAUUUCCGCUUGGAUACAAUCAAGUCUAAUGUAAAUGCUAGUUGGAUACACAAUAGAAUGCUUAUAGUUCCUGCAGUUGGAGAAUUUUCUACAAUUCUAGACUUUGAUCGUGUUACAACCAGAAAUCCAUGAAAAUUUCCCAGUUAAUUUGGUGUGGUUGCCAACGCAUUUCUACUGAAAAAAUAGUAGUGAUAAUAAAGUACUUGUGAUCUAGAGCAUGUUUGAGGCAGACAGGUUAUCUAGAGCUCUAAGUUGAUAAAUACAAAGGAAGCAAUCCGUAGUUGUUGAUGUUUA
Messenger RNA from Coffea eugenioides, 2945 nucleotides. RefSeq names its product protein WVD2-like 7. The transcript is spliced from 9 exons. The coding region runs from base 343 to 2448 and encodes 701 amino acids. The record is from RefSeq and is a predicted model, not a curated record. NCBI's taxonomy places the organism in Eukaryota, Viridiplantae, Streptophyta, Magnoliopsida, Gentianales, Rubiaceae.